AUGGCUAAUUCCAUUGUGCAGAAUCCCAAGGUAUGUUUACUCGAAACCGAUUUCUUCACACAGUUCGAGCUGAAAGUUGAUGAGGUCUUGGACAAGGGGAUGUGUGGGGAAGUCAUUCUGGCCAUACCCCUGGCAAAACCUGAACUCAGGAGAGUUGUGAAGAAGUUCUCACUCCUGGAUGAAGAAAAUAAGAUCAGAAGUAUGCAAGCAUUCCAGAACGAGGUGCAGUUCAUGCAAUCCCUGAAUCAUCCUUACAUCGUCAAGAUCCUCAUUGCGGGGCAGUGCAAAGAUUACCUCGCCAUAUGUAUGUAUUACUAUUCUCGAGGAACUUUGGAUAACUACGUGGGCAUCCUGAGUUUGGACCUGUCAGAACUGUGUAUCAGCCAAGUUGCUUGUGCCCUAAGAUACUUGCACAAAAAUAACAUUGCCCAUAUGGAUGUGAAAUUGGAUAACAUUUUUCUUGAUGAUGACUUUAAUGCCAUCCUUGGAGAUUUUGGGUUAGCCGUUGAGCUUCAGCCUGACCAAAAGACCUUGCCAAAAUCAGUUUGUGGGGGAACUACUUGCUACUAUGCUCCAGAAAGAAUAGGGUCACCAGAUGACAAGCAAUUGGAUCCUUAUAGGAUGGACGCUUUCUCUCUUGGAGUGUGCAUGUGGGCUGCGAUGUUGGGAAGGGACCCUGAUCACGAUAUUGACUACUACUACGAAGCCACACAAAACCAGGACCUUCCUGCAUACAUCAGAGAGCUGUUGUUGAAACUGCUGGACCCAAACCCUGGGAAGAGAUUAACAGUUGAUGGGUUUUUGCUGAGACUGAGACAGAAGGGCAUUCACAGACACCUUAUUGACAGUCAUUAG
Molecule: messenger RNA, 855 nt
Organism: Candidula unifasciata
Lineage: Eukaryota; Metazoa; Mollusca; Gastropoda; Stylommatophora; Geomitridae
Source: the annotation of a GenBank genome assembly